Diaporthe amygdali is the source of this 1725-nucleotide messenger RNA. RefSeq names its product Major facilitator superfamily general substrate transporter. Lineage: Eukaryota; Fungi; Ascomycota; Sordariomycetes; Diaporthales; Diaporthaceae. Gene Ontology annotation, molecular function: transmembrane transporter activity. The coding region runs from base 1 to 1725 and encodes 574 amino acids. Gene Ontology annotation, biological process: transmembrane transport. The record is from RefSeq and is a predicted model, not a curated record. The transcript has 3 exons.
AUGGCAGACUCAGAUCGCGAGCUCAAGGAGUCUAAUGGAAAUCAGGAGACCUCGCAAUGUAAAGAGGAAGUCCUCUCCCGGGCUGAUCAGAAACCUAACUUCAAGCGUGGGCCUCGAUUCUGGGCAAUUAUUUCUACGCUCUGUGUCAUUGGCCUCUUGAGCGCUCUGGAGAACACUGUCGUGACAACAUCACUGCCGUAUAUCGUCAACGAAUUGGACUUAGGCAGAGACUAUAUCUGGGUGACAAAUGUUUUCUUCCUAACUAGUGCUGCUGUACAGCCCAUGUUCGGGCAAUUCGCCAACAUAUUCGGGCGGCGAUACGUCACUCUGGCCAUUGUAGCGCUCUUCACCAUCGGCAGCGCGAUUGCUGGUGGCGCCUCGAAUGGCGCGAUGCUAAUUGCAGGUCGCGCAAUCCAAGGCAUGGGAUCUGGAGGAAUCAACAUGAUUGUGGAUAUUAUCGUCUCGGAUCUCGUGCCGCUUCGAGAACGAGGCAACUACAUGGCCGUCGUCCUUGUUGUUUACUUCGUGGGCACUGCGCUUGGGCCAUAUAUCGGAGGAGCGAUUGUUGAGAGCACAUCAUGGCGCUGGGUCUUCUAUAUCAAUCUUCCUAUUGGCGGCGUAUCAAUGAUCAUGAUUAUUGUCUUCUUACAAGUGAAGUACAACAAAGAGAUGACUUUCGCCCAAAAGAUUCGGCGCAUCGACUAUAUCGGCAACGCUCUUCUUAUCGGUUCUACAGUCGCGGUUCUCUACUCUCUGACAUAUGGAGGUACACUUUACCAGUGGUCUUCUGGAAGGAUAAUCGCACCGUUGGUCAUCGGACUAUUAGGGCUCGUUGCCUUCAUCGGCUUCGAAAGCUUGAACUUUGUUAUAGAGCCUGUUGUGCCGCCCAGACUUUUUGCAAACAGAACCUCAGCGACCGUCUUCGCAGUCACUUUUCUCAACUCAGCAUUGCUAUAUUGGAUGCUUUACUUUCUCCCUGUCUACUUUCAGACUAUUUUGGGUAGCUCGCCGGCGCGCUCGGGGGUCCAACUUCUGCCUUCAAUUAUCGUCGCCAUACCUGCAGCCAUCAUGGCUGUAUUACUCCUCACAAAAUUCGGAAAGUACAAGCCACUGCAUCUCGCCGGCUUCGCUCUCAACACCAUUGGCCUUGGACUCUUUACACUGCUGGACAAGGACAGUUCGACAGCGGAAUGGGUCAUCUUUCAAAUAAUCGCAGCUGGAGGUUCCGGCUUCGUGCUAAACACACUGCUUCCGGCGUGUCAAACACCGCUAGCCGAGAGCGAUCAAGCAGCGGCGACUGCAACGUGGUCGUUCGUGCGGUCUUUCGGCAAUAUCUGGGGCGUGGCUAUUCCUGCGGCUAUCUUCAACAGCCGGUUCGCGCAACUGUCAGACCGGAUCCAGGACUCAUCCAUCGCUGCCCAAUUCGGUCACGGAAAUGCAUACAGCCAUGCCAGCGCAGAUUUUCUUGAUACCUUCGGAUCCAACGUGAAGUUAGAACUCGUUUCAGUCUUCUCAGACAGCCUAAAGCAGGUUUGGCAGAUCUCCAUAGUGUUCUCUGGCGUUUCCUUCCUCUUAGUUUUCUUGGAAAAGCAGAUCGAAAUGCGCAAGGACUUAGAAACAGAGUUUGGCAUUGAUGAGGGCAAGAAAGUAGGAAGAAGCCAGGAUUCGGCGAAGGCUGGAGAGCAAAAUCGCUUGGCUAGAAAUAACACAGGAAAGGCAGGAUAA